UUAUCCUGGGCGCAGUUGCCUAACAGAAAGAGAGCGGUCCUAAUAGGCGUCAACUAUCUUGGUACUCGGGGCCAGCUACCGGAUUCGAACGUGAGCGGAUUGGCAUGCCUAUUAAAUCAGAAUUAUGGGUAUCGCGAGGAGGACAUAGUAAUACUCACAGACAUGCAGCAGCGACCGACGAGUCAACCCACCAAAAAACAGAUUUUGCUGUCUAUGCACUGGCUAGUCAAGGAUUCCCGGGCUGGAGACCAUUUGCUGUUCUAUUAUUGUGGUAUGUAUCCGUUAACACGUUGGUCUGUUCUGUUUAGCUAA
Molecule: messenger RNA, 312 nt
Organism: Fusarium oxysporum Fo47
Lineage: Eukaryota; Fungi; Ascomycota; Sordariomycetes; Hypocreales; Nectriaceae
Exons: 1
Biological process (GO): proteolysis
Molecular function (GO): cysteine-type endopeptidase activity
Source: RefSeq, a predicted model, not a curated record